ACCAGCGGUUGGAUCUGUGUAAGCUGAACCCAUCAGACAGUGAUGCAGUACGGGGACAGAUCGUAGUGAGUCUCCAGACCAGAGAUGGUAUGGGCAGUGGAGGACCUGUGGUCGACUGUAGAGGACUGUUAGAGAAUGAAGGGCCUGUGUUUGAGGGCUGUUUCAGUGAGGAGCCGCUGCCGUACUCAGACCCCACGGGCGCCGCUGGGGGCGGGACCUGUCCACUGGAUUCACCCAACCAGGAGAACCGGCUCCAGGCUCAGCGAAUCAGAGGCCAGGAUUCCCAAAGACACACCCACACCCCUCAGAACCGACCGCAUGGCAACCAAUCACCUGAUCUGCCUGAGGGAUACGAGCAGCGCACCACGGUGCAGGGACAGGUGUAUUUUCUUCACACACAGACGGGAGUCAGCACCUGGCAUGACCCACGCAUACCCAGGGACCUGACCAGUGUGAGCUGUGAGGAGUUGGGUCCGCUGCCAGCCGGCUGGGAGGUGAGGAGCACGGUGUCGGGACGUAUCUACUUUGUGGACCACAACAACCGAACCACGCAGUUCACUGACCCCCGACUACACACCAUCAUCAGCCAACACUCCCAGGAGAAGGAGUCGUCUCGGCCGCUGGAUGGGGGAGGCGGGAGAGAGAUGGAGGUGGGGGGUGAGGAGGAGGAGGGGGGAGGAGGAGGAGGCGAGGUGACACUGCGUUAUGAGAGAGACCUGGUCCACAAACUGAAGCUGCUGCGACACGAGCUGUCGCUACAGCAACCACAAGCCGGACACUGUCGCAUAGAGGUCUCACGAGAAGAGAUCUUUGAGGAGUCUUAUCGUCAGAUCAUGAAGAUGAGACCAAAGGAUCUGAAGAAACGACUGAUGGUGAAGUUUAGAGGAGAGGAAGGACUGGACUACGGAGGAGUGGCAAGGGAGUGGCUGUACCUGCUGUGCCAUGAGAUGUUGAACCCGUACUAUGGCCUGUUCCAAUACUCAACAGACAACAUUUACACACUACAGAUCAACCCCGACUCCUCUGUCAACCCUGACCACCUGUCGUAUUUCCACUUUGUGGGUCGUGUGAUGGGCCUGGCAGUGUUCCAUAGUCACUAUAUCAACGGAGGCUUCACCCUGCCCUUCUACAAGCAGCUGCUGGGGAAACCCAUUAUGCUCCAAGACCUGGAGACCACCGAUCCUGAACUACACAAGAGUCUGGUCUGGAUACUGGAGAAUGACAUCUCGUCGGUUCUAGAUCAUACGUUCUGCGUGGAACACAGUGCCUUCGGGAAGUUUCUUCAACAUGAGCUGAAACCCAACGGGCGCAACCUCCCGGUAACCGAGGACAACAAAAAGGAGUAUGUCAAGCUUUAUGUCAACUGGAGGUUUAUGAGGGGGAUAGAGGCUCAGUUCUUAGCUCUGCAGAAAGGAUUCAGCGAACUGAUCCCUCAACACCUCCUCAAACCAUUUGACCACAAGGAGCUAGAGUUGAUAAUCGGAGGUCUGGGGAAGAUAGACCUCCCAGAUUGGAAGUCCAACACCCGUCUGAAGCACUGUGCUGUAGACAGUAAUGUGGUCCGCUGGUUCUGGGAGGCUGUAGAGAGCUUCACUGAGGAGAGGAGAGGACGGUUACUGCAGUUUGUUACCGGUUCCACCAGAGUUCCACUACAGGGAUUCAAGGCCCUACAGGGUUCUACAGGGUCAGCAGGUCCAAGGCUGUUCACCAUCCAUCUGAUAGAGGCCAACACAGACAACCUACCCAAGGCACACACAUGGUCAAGGGUGAUGAAGACUGGACAUUGGUGGAACGUAACAGAGGACUGCACUCUGACCUGAGACCUGAGACCUGAUGCCUCGGCUUUAUAGGCUUUAGCUCAGUGGGCUACAGGACAGCGGCUCCCAGCACUGCAGUAUGAGCGUGUUGGUAACAGUGGGGAGGUUGUUCAUUGUGUAAAGAUGGAAGCAGAGUAUUGUAACUUCCUGGUUACUAAACAUUAAUGACUAAAUACUGUGUAAAUAAGAUUCUAUUAAAUAAACUAAAUUGAAAAUAAA
This is a messenger RNA of Coregonus clupeaformis (lake whitefish), 2036 nucleotides long. RefSeq names its product SMAD specific E3 ubiquitin protein ligase 1 (gene smurf1). Gene Ontology annotation, molecular function: protein binding; ubiquitin protein ligase activity. The record is from RefSeq and is a predicted model, not a curated record. NCBI's taxonomy places the organism in Eukaryota, Metazoa, Chordata, Actinopteri, Salmoniformes, Salmonidae. Gene Ontology annotation, biological process: ubiquitin-dependent protein catabolic process; negative regulation of BMP signaling pathway.